Molecule: messenger RNA, 341 nt
Organism: Galeopterus variegatus (Sunda flying lemur)
Lineage: Eukaryota; Metazoa; Chordata; Mammalia; Dermoptera; Cynocephalidae
Product: methionine aminopeptidase 2-like
Exons: 2
Source: RefSeq, a predicted model, not a curated record
UCCGGCGUCGCUUGUGUAGGUGGGUGGAGAAGGAGCGGGCCUUCGCCGCUCUGACUCGCUCCCUCGCGCUUUCUCGGGGAACAUGGCGGGCGUGGAGGAGGCAGUGGCCUCCGGGAGCCACCUGAAUGGCGACCUGGAUCCAGACGACAGGGAGGAGGGAGCUACCUCUACAGCUGAGGAAGCAGCCAAGAAAAAAAAACGGAAGAAGAAGAAGAGUAAAGGGGCUGGCGCAGCAGGGCAACAGGAACCUGAUAAAGAAUCAGGAGCCGCAGUGGAUGAGGUAGCAAGACAAUUGGAAAGACAAGCAUUGGAAGAAAAAGAAAGAGAUGAUGAUGAUGAAG